Messenger RNA from Acanthocheilonema viteae, 993 nucleotides. NCBI's taxonomy places the organism in Eukaryota, Metazoa, Nematoda, Chromadorea, Rhabditida, Onchocercidae. The record is from the annotation of a GenBank genome assembly.
AUGUGGUCCAACAGAACGGUGUACCCCGGACAUAGCUGGCUUUAUGCUCUGUCAACAAGUUUUUGCACAAAUAUCCAACACACCAAUGGUAUGCAAAAUUUUUUGACACAAAUGCCGCCAGAUAAUUGUUGUAUGAUUAACCAAAGCAGAUUUUAUGUCAAAAUGAUGCACAGUGCUACCCAUUUGGCAAAUGCAUACGUUUUAGCUGGUAUGGCUCUUGUCAGUACGGAUCAGUUGGAUGGAGGAGUAACUCCUGGUUUAGUAAACAAUCAAUGUUACAAUGACGCCGAUUGUUCUCAACAUUUUCAUUGUGUCAAUAGAAAUGGCAUAAGGACAUGUCAGACGAUAUCCGAAAUGCUACAAUACAAAACAUGCCAAAGUGAUGCGGAUUGCGAUAUAGCACAGAUAUGUUCAUUCAGUAAGCAGUAUAAUACCAAUUUAUGUGUAACAACACCUGAAUAUCGAACCAUUAAGAUGGUUCCAUCUUGGAAUGUUAAUAUUGGGGGCGGUGUGAUUCCAUCGAGUCUGAUAGGUAAGGGUGCUAUUUCAAAGAAGUUUGAAGUACAAUGUACCGCUGAUUAUCAGCUUCAGUGCUCUGUUUUUGAAACCUGCGCAAAAAAAAGUAUCUCAGCUGAUCGCAUUUGUAUUUACAAUCCGACAGCAAGCAAUCGACAAUGCCGUUUUAACGCUGACUGUCAGUCUGGACAGCGUUGCGAAAAAGUUUUAGAGAGUCUCUAUUUCUGUAGAGCUGCAAAGCAGACGACGUUCAUGCAACCAUGCACUUAUGAUUACGAAUGUUCAGGCGAUCAGCGUUGCAUCAAUGUCAAUAUCAGUAACGUUGCCUUCUUUCAACAAGUCUUUGGAUCGACGUGGGUUAGUUGUACUUCUUUGGGAUGGGAAUUAAUCGUUCUAUCGAAUGAAUUAGGCUUGAUUCGUUAUUCGGGUCUUGGUCUGGAAUGUUUGUUCCAGACAAUGUUGACUUUGAUACAGUGA